Molecule: messenger RNA, 5444 nt
Organism: Cimex lectularius (bed bug)
Lineage: Eukaryota; Metazoa; Arthropoda; Insecta; Hemiptera; Cimicidae
Gene: prc
Product: elastin
Exons: 5
Coding region: 28-4785 (1585 amino acids)
Source: RefSeq, a predicted model, not a curated record
UCGCCCGCUGUAGGCAUCACAGCGGAAAUGAAGAAUCUCCUGCUCGUUUUGUCCUUCGUCUUAUUAAACAGUACGGAGUCGCUCAAAUACAGGUUCUCCAUAUUGGAAAAAGGAAGGAGCCUUUACAAUAUUGAGGCUUAUAGGGAUGAAGAGAGGCAACUCUGCGUGUUGACUGGAAUACCAUCAAGUGCUGGCAGUGAAGAUUUUUCGGAGGAAUUGCUUAGAAACGUCAUUACAGUGAAAGGAGAAUCUGCCAAAAGGUUGUCUGUGCUAUGCCAUGGCCUCGAAAUCUUUUUGCAGUUGGACGAACAAAAGAGAUACGAUCGUGCCAAUCGUGUUAAAAGGCAAACUGUUGGGAGGAAGAGGUACAGAGGGCAGACACAAACACAGUACGUUGCCUUCAACAAUGGGCAGAAAGAAAAAGCAGGGACUGCAGAAGCUGUAGCCAGCCCAGACAUAUCACGAGCAACAGUCAGUGGUGUAAUGGGAAUGGGGCAAGCCCAAAGCCAGUCAGGAAGUGAAGAUGCCUGCGAUGAAUGCUACUAUGGAGCAGUAAGGCCAGUUGGACAUCCAAGUUUAAUAAGACCAGGAGGAUAUCCAGGUGCAGGAAGACCAGGGGAAUAUCCAUCAGCAGGAAGGCCUGGGGAAUAUCCAGGAACCGGAAAACCUGGAGAGUACCCAGCUGGAGGAAGGCCCGGAGAAUAUCCAGGAGUUGGAAAACCUGGAGAAUAUCCGGGUGCAGGAAGGCCAGGAGAAUAUCCUGGAAGUGGAAAACCUGGUGAAUACCCAGGAGCAGGAAGGCCAGGGGAAUAUCCAGGAACCGGAAAACCUGGAGAGUAUCCAGCUGGAGGAAGGCCAGGAGAAUAUCCAGGUGCAGGAAGGCCGGGAGAAUAUCCAGGUGCAGGACAGCCGGGAGAACAUCCGGGUGCAGGAAGGCCAGGAGAACAUCCAGGUGCAGGAAGGCCAGGAGAGUAUCCAGAUGCAGGUAGGCCAGGAGAAUAUCCAGGUAUUGCAAAACCAGGUGAAUACCCAGGUGCUGCUAGACCAGGCCAAUACCCUGGAGCUGAAAAACCUGGAGAGUACCCAGGUGGCAGACGGCCAGGAGAGUAUCCAGGAGCAGGAAGGCCGGGAGAAUAUCCAGUUGCAAGAAGGCCAGGAGAAUAUCCGGGUUCAGGAAGGCCAGGAGAAUAUCCGGGAAUUGGAGAAUAUCCAGGUGUUGGAAGGCCGGGGGAAUAUCCGGGGGCUGGAAAACCUGGGGAGUUUCCGGCUGCAGGAAGACCAGGAGAAUAUCCAGGAGUUGGAAAACCUGGAGAAUACCCAGGUGCAGUUAGGCCAGGAGAGUACCCAGAUGCCGGUAGGCCAGGAGAAUAUCCAGGUGCAGGUAGACCAGGUCAAUAUCCAGGAGCUGGAAAACCGGGAGAAUACCCAGGUACAGGGAGGCCAGGAGAAUAUCCAGGUGCAGGAAGGCCGGGAGAAUAUCCGGGUGCUGGAAGGCCAGGAGAAUAUCCAGGUGCAGUAAAGCCAGGAGAAUAUCCAGGUGUAGGAAGACCUGGGGAGUAUCCAGGGGUUAGAAAACCUGGAGAAUACCCUGAUGCUGUAAGACCAGGUGUGCCUCCUGGAUCUUGGCCUCCUGAAGGUAGUACGCCAACACUUCCUGGAGGAAAAAUCCCUGAUGGUUAUCCUGUAGGUACAACAAGACCAGGAUGGCCUACAGGGUAUCCAGACAAAUGGAGGCCAGGAGAAUACCCAAUAUCAAAACCAGUUUACCCUGGAGAACAAGUAAAAUACCCUCUACCUCCAUGCGAUCCAUCAUACAUUGUUUGUAAAGCUGGCGAAAAACCUGUAUAUCAACCACCAGAUACAUAUAAACCCGGUCUCCCUACAAGUAGCAGACCUGGAGAAUAUCCUAGUGGCAGAAGACCAGGAGAAUACCCAGGGACUGGAACCACUGGACCAUAUCCAGGCCAGGUGAGGCCAGGGGGAUAUCCUGAUACAGGAAUACCAGGAGAAUAUCCUGGUAUUGGUGGACCAGGUGGACUUCCAGGCUCAGCAAGACCUGCAGGAUACCCAGGAGCAGUAGGAUCAGGGGAAUAUCCAGGUGGAGGAAAACCAAGUGGAUAUCCAGGUGUUGGAAAACCUGGAGAGUACCCUGGUGUAGGAGGAACAGAAAAAUAUCCAGGUGUAGGAAAGCCUGGUGAUUACCCAGGUGUUGUAAGUCCGGGAGAAUAUCCAGGUGCAGGAAGGCCAGGAGAAUAUCCAGGUGCAGGAAGGCCAGGAGAAUAUCCAGCCCCAGUCAGACCAGGAUCAUAUCCAGAAGUAGGACCAGAAGGAUAUCCAGGUGUAGGACGGCCAACAGAAUACCCAAGUGUUGGAAGACCAGAAUAUCCAGGUAUUGGAAAACCUGGAGAGUACCCAGGUGCAGGAGAACCAGGAAGAUAUCCAGGUGUUCGUAAACCUGGAGAAGGUACAGGAGUACCUGAAGGCUAUCCAGGAGCAGGAGGACCAGGAGGAUAUCCUGGUGGUGGUAAGCCUGGAGAAGGUACAGGAGGGCCUGGAACCUAUCCAGGAGGAGGACCAGGAGGGUAUCCUGGUGCAGGAGGAUAUCCAGGUGUUCAUAGACCUGGAGAAGGUACAGGAGGACCUGAAGGCUAUCCAGGAGCAGGAGGACCAGGAGGAUAUCCGGGUGGUGGUAAGCCUGGAGAAGGUACAGGAGGACCUGGAGCCUAUCCAGGAGCAGGAGGGUAUCAUGGUGGUGGUAAACCUGGAGAAGGUACAAGAAGACCAGGUGGCUAUCCGGAGGCAGGAAGACCUGGGGAGCACCCAGGAGCUGGAAGACCAGAAGGUUAUCCGGGUACAGAAAUACCAAAAUAUCCAAGUUUUGGGAAACCUGGAGAUUAUCCAGGUACAGGAGGAUAUCCUGGAGGUUAUCCAGGUGCAGAAGGAUAUCCAGGAGGUUAUCCAGGUGCAGGAGGAUAUCCGGGAAGUGGCAAGCCUGGAGAGUACCCUGAUUCAGGAAGUCCAGGAGAAUUUCCUGGAGCAGGAAAACCAACUGAUAUUUAUAAGCCUGGAGGGUACGGUGAUUUGUCUGUGCCAAGUGCUGGUGAUACUCAAGCUCAGACGAAUGUUAAUUUCGAUGGCAAUGAUACUACAGCUAGUGCCUCAUCUCAAGGUAAAUUGGGUUCUGGUGUAGCACAGACACAAGUAUCAGGGACUUAUUCAGGUUCUGGUACAUUUAGUGCACAAGCUCAAACAAGUGAUAAUGAAAGAGGUGCUCAAAGUCAAAUUCAAGGAAAUGCCAAAGGAGCCACAAGUACUGCACAAGGAAGAGCAGGAACUAGUCAAACUCAAACUCAAGUCCAAGUUGGUACAGAAACAGGAGCUACUUUGGCAGAGUCCCAAACAAGUGGAUCAAAUUUUGCCACAAAUACUCAAGUUCAGGCUGGUUCAGCAGGGGGCUUAGCUGAUGCCCAGUCCAAAGGCCCAGGAUCAACAUCAAGUCAAGCUCAAAUUGGUUUUUUCCCUUAUGACGGAUCAACUGAUGGUCAUACAUCACCAUACAAAGGAGGUGGAUCAGCAUCAGCACAAAGUUCUGGAUCCUCUGGACAAUCACAGAGCCAGAUCCAAGGAUCAUUCCGCUAUGGUAUUUCUUAUACUGGUGCUGCUCAGUCCGGGUCUGGCGGGGUUUCAGGAUUGAAAUUCCCUAAUAAACUCUCACUGCCUGGUUCAAUUUACAACAGUUCAGGCUUGCAAAAUAAUAAUUUGAACAUUUCUCACCAAUUGUCAAAUUCCAGAAAAGAGGUCUCUGUUUCGGACAAUCCAAAUUUAGGUCUGGUUCCUUCCAAUUUAAAACAACCACACAAUGUUAAAAAAGAAACAUCAUCCCCAGUGACUGACGAUUCACCAUCUGAUAGAAAGACAGCAUUGGGAAUCAAUUCAAACCAAGACAAAUCAAGUGUAAAUAAUUUGCCAGUUGAAGAAGAUGAGUCAGAAGAUGUUUAUGAUGAAGAUGAAGAAUAUGAUGAUGAAGAAGAUGAAGAUCCCUCUGUGUUAUCAAGGAAAUCAAGUUUCAACCAAGUAACUACUACUACUACAACUACAACUACCACUACUACACCUGCUCCAGUUUAUACUUCAAAGACUUCUCCAACACAAACACAACAAAUAAUUCUAAAACCUGACAAUAAACAUGAUACUUUAAUCAUUCAAGGAACCUCAGGAUCUUUAAAACAAGGCGACGUAUUGCACUCUGGUACAAUAGUUCCAGGAACAGGAGGCUAUGUAAUACCCAAUGGAUUUAGGGGAAGAGUAACAUCGGUGGCUGGUGAUAAAACCGAGGCAAUCGCACCACCCAACAGUGGCCAAGCACAAACUCAGACAGUCGUCAUUUCACCUGGAUCCGGUAACAUAAAACUAUCAGCGCCUAGUUCAAGACAACAAGAGCUAAAAGGUGUCGAAAGCUACAAACAGUUUUCUCCUGGAUUUUACCCACCCGUUGCAUCCAGACACCCAUUUGUAGCGACAAACAACGGACUAGUUAAAGCCAGCCCACAAAAUAACUACGAUAGUUUUGUAACAGUAACAAACAGUAUAACAGGGCAGAUCAAGAACAAUGAUCAAAAACAAUCAGAAACAAAAAAGUACGCGCAUACUUAUUAUACAAAAUCGUCAACAUGUGGCUACUUCACAUUCACAUGCACCGCUGUCUCCGGUUCAAAUGGCCGGACAAAAAUAUGCAAACCAAAACCACAAACUAAUCCUGAUGGUUCACCGUGUAGUGCAGAAUAAUCUUUUUCAACCAAUGAAAUUAACUCAUUCUUCCUUAAAAAAUCAAUUUGUAUAUAAUUGUAAAUAAUGCAAAAUAAGUAUUAUUUUGUAGUUUCCUUUAGUAGCUCUAAUUUAUAUUAUUAUUUUCUAAUAAAAUGUAAUUUAAGUAACAUGUGUAAUUUCAGUUGUCACCUUUGUCAUUUUACUGUUGGAAAGAAAAAUGUGAAUAAUCAGAGAAAAAAUAAAAAGGAACUAAGAAGAAACUUUCACGUUGCACUUCAAUGAUACAAAAAUUUUAUUAUUUUACAUUUAGCAUAAUAUUAAACAAAAUACAUUAGUUUACAUACAUAUUUGUAGUUUUUGUCAUACUAACUUAAUUAAACAAGUAGUUAAGCUUUUUUACCCUGUGUAAAUAUUAUUUCAAUAUCAAGUGUUUAUUGUUAAAAAUAUUUUUUUUUUUAUAAAAAGCUAUUAUAAAUUAUAGCUUUGCAAAUGUCUUUAAGUUGUUCUACCCUAAUUAGUUAAACAUAAAAAAAAUAUAUAUAUAUAAAAAAAACAGGCAAAAACAAAUUAUUAAUUUAAAAACAAACAACAGCUUAGUUAUGCCUUAAGACUAAAUAACUAAUUGUAUGUUAUAUAAAUUAUAAUACGAUAUUAUCUGAUUAUUAAUAAAACAUAAA